Clonostachys byssicola is the source of this 330-nucleotide messenger RNA. Lineage: Eukaryota; Fungi; Ascomycota; Sordariomycetes; Hypocreales; Bionectriaceae. The record is from the annotation of a GenBank genome assembly.
AUGCUAUCAAGACAAUUUUACGGACUCUGCGUUGUUGGUAUUGCAGUAGCCAAGUUGCCUGAAAGCCCGGGUUGUGGCGAUAUCAAUGUUCUCUACACGUAUAGGUUUUCCAGCAUAACUCCCUACGUGGUUGAGCAGGGAUGGGAUCCAGUUGCGGUCGAUGCUGGAUACAACACUCGAAUUCUCAUGGGGCCCGAUGAGGACGUCAGCCAACUUGAGGCCCGUUUUCAAGAUGUUGAGUCCCACAUGACAGGUAUUGGCUUCGGUAUGAGGCCUGCAACGAUUCCUGAAAUCAGCACUCGCUUUAAGGAUAACAACUUCUUGUUCUGA